Messenger RNA from Zingiber officinale, 1047 nucleotides. RefSeq lists its product as uncharacterized. The transcript is spliced from 3 exons. The record is from RefSeq and is a predicted model, not a curated record. NCBI's taxonomy places the organism in Eukaryota, Viridiplantae, Streptophyta, Magnoliopsida, Zingiberales, Zingiberaceae. The coding region runs from base 69 to 827 and encodes 252 amino acids.
UUUGUGAAUGGUUGAAAUCAUUGAGAUUUCCUGAUGGGUAUGUCUCUAAUCUUGGGAGAUGCGUCGAUAUGAAGGAAUUCAAAUUGAUUGGUUUGAAAAGUCACGAUUGUCAUAUAUUUAUGGAAAGACUUAUUCCAAUUGCUUUUAAGGAACUCUUACCAAAUUUUGUAUGGGGUACAAUUACGGAGUUAAGCAUUUUCCUUCAUGAUAUUUCCUCAACAGUUUUGAGAUAUUCACAGAUGGAGAAGUUAGAAAGAGACAUUCCAAUUAUUUUGUGUAAUUUAGAAAGAAUCUUUCCACCUUCAUUUUUUGAUUCAAUGGAACAUCUUUUGGUUCACUUGCCAUACGAGGCCAAAGUUGGAGGACCAGUCCAUUUUCGAUGGAUGUAUCCAUUUGAAAGAUUUUUAUAUCAUUUGAAGAAAAAAGUAAAAAAUAAGGCACAUGUUGAAGCCUCUAUUGUUAAUGCAUACAUUGUGGAGGAAGUAACAACUUUUGCAUCGUAUUAUUUUGAGCCUCACAUUCAGACCAAAAGACGAAGACCUGGAAGAAAUGAUGAAGGUCCUAUUGAUCCCAAUACGAACAUAUUCUCAAUUUUUAAUUAUCUUGGUCGACCGAGUGGACAAUGUAAGCAAAGAUAUUUAACUGAUCAAGAAUGGCGAGCAGCCCAGACAUAUGUUUUACUUAAUUGUCCAGAAGUAUCACCAUAUUUCGAGAUUUUUCAAAACUUGUAUUCUGAUAUGCCAACACUAGAGUUUGAUCGUUUCUGCGAUCAAGAAUUUGCACCUUGGUUCAAAUCAUAUGUAAGUAAUUUUUACCUUGUAUUCUAAUUUACCGUAUUGGUAUAGUAUAUUUUAACUGAAUAACAUAUUCAUUUGAGUUUAGGUUUAUGAUAAUCAAGCUCAUCUCGAACAUCAAAUGUUAUUUCAUCUAUCUUGGGGUCCAAAAGCAAUGGUACGCACUUGGCCAGCAUAUUUUAUAAAUGGAUAUAAUUUUCAUACUCAAGAAUAUGGAAAAGGGAAGACUACAAUGAAUAGUGGGGUAUGUGUU